This is a messenger RNA of Ailuropoda melanoleuca (giant panda), 3464 nucleotides long. RefSeq names its product intraflagellar transport 38 (gene IFT38). The coding region runs from base 1073 to 2488 and encodes 471 amino acids. Gene Ontology annotation, cellular component: cilium; microtubule organizing center; intraciliary transport particle B. The record is from RefSeq and is a predicted model, not a curated record. The transcript has 14 exons. Gene Ontology annotation, biological process: cilium assembly. NCBI's taxonomy places the organism in Eukaryota, Metazoa, Chordata, Mammalia, Carnivora, Ursidae.
AGAGAGUAAGAGAUUGCAAGAGUGGGGAGGAGAGGGAGAAGGAGACUCCCCGCUGAGUAAGGAGCACGUGAGGCUCCACCCCAGAGCCCCGGGAUCAUGACCUGAGCCAAAGGCUGAAGGUGGACGCAGAACCAACGGAACCACCCAGGCGCCCUAAAAAACCUUUUUCUUUUUUUUUUUUUUUAAAGGAUCAUACCUCUGGUGUAUUUAGGAAAUCUUGCUUAACAUAGUCACAGAACAUUUCUAAGCUUUCUUCUAGAAAACUUACACAGUUUUUUAAAUUUUACAUUUAGGAAAGGGCGGAGGUUCAUUUAUUUGCAUAUGGAUUUCCAAUUGUCCCAAAACCAUUUGUUGAAAGACUAUUCUUUCUCCACUGAAGAGCACUGCCACCCUUGUCACACCGACCAGGUGCGUGUGGCUCCAGUUCAGGACUCUGUGGUCCAAGCGUUUGUGUGUCUCUUCGCCAGGGGAGAGCGGAAGGCGGCCAGCGGGUGGCAGUCCCUCCUCUGGGCCCGUCCUUCCGGGUCGCCACACUUCAUUCCCCCCCACGCCCUUCUCGGUCGCCAGCCUCUCACCGUGGCUACGGGACAGGGAGGACUCCUAGGCGAGCGCCCAGCUGAGCAGGCCACGUCUCGCGCGCAGCUCUGCCCCCGCAGCCACGCUCUCCCUCCAAGGGCUCACGACCACGUCCCCGCCCCAAGAGCCUCGGUUGCCAAGAUAGCUGCGGGCGACCGAAGAUCUCGGGCCGAUUUCUGGCCUGUCCUGCAGCCCGAGAGAGCGGCGCAUGCGCGGUCGCCGCCCCGCGGUCAGCCUGGGUCUUCGCUUCCCAGGUCCCCGGCUUCCCCUCUUCAUGCCUUUUCCGUUUCUUGGGAGCCUAGGUCGCCGGCGAAGCCAGCGAGUUUACCCAUCUCAGGGAGAAACGUGCUGGGCACAGGACCCAGGAGGGAGACCCGGCUUUGUGACAUUAUCGUACAUUCCAGGGAGCUGAGGAAGAAAUGAGAAGCAGUACGUAGAGCGCCUACCACAGCGUCAGGCACAUAGCAGGUGCUCAGAAUGUGUCCGCCAGUGCCAGAUGUAUGUUUGCAAAGUAUGUGAAGAGGACCCAGAUGCCGUGCCGCUCGCAGCCCCUCGGCAUGAUUUUACAGAGAUGAUGAGAGCCUUGGGAUACCCUCGCCAUAUCUCUAUGGAAAAUUUCCGCACACCGAAUUUUGGACUUGUGUCUGAAGUGCUGCUUUGGCUUGUGAAACGAUACGAACCUCAGACCGACAUCCCUUCUGAUGUUGAGACUGAACAAGACCGCGUUUUCUUCGUUAAGGCCAUUGCCCAGUUCCUGGCCACCAAGGCACAUAUAAAACUGAAUACCAAGAAGCUUUAUCAGGCAGAUGGGUAUGCGGUGAAAGAGCUCUUGAAGAUCACCUCUGUCCUUUAUAACGCCAUGAAGACCAAAGGGAUGGAGGACUCAAAGAUAGGAGAGGAGGACGUCAGCAAAUUCAAGUUUGAUCUGGGCUCAAAGAUUGCAGACUUGAAAGCAGCCAGGCAGCUUGCUUCUGAAAUCACCUCCAGAGGAGCAUCUCUGCAUGAGCUGCUGGGCAAGGAGGUAGAGUUGAGGAAACUGAGAACAGAAGCAAUUGCCAGACCUCUGGAAAUCAGUGAGACUGAAAAGGUGAUGAGAAUUGCAAUAAAAGAUAUUUUGGCGCAGGUGCAGAAGACUAAAGAUCUGCUCAAUAACGUGGCCUCUGACGAAGCUAAUCUAGAAGCCAAAAUCGAGAAGAGGAAAUUGGAACUGGAAAGAAAUCAGAAGCGGCUCCAGACUCUGCAGAGUGUCAGGCCAGCCUUUAUGGAUGAAUAUGAGAAGAUAGAGGAGGAGUUGCAAAAGCAGUAUGACAUUUAUCUAGAGAAAUUUCGAAAUCUGGCUUAUCUGGAGCAGCAGCUUGAGGACCAUCAUAGGAUGGAGCAAGAGAGGUUUGAGGAAGCUGAAAACACGCUGCGCCUGAUGCAGAACAAGCUGAAGGAGGAGGAGAAGCGCCUGCUCCGGAGCGGAAGUCAGCCAGGAGAGCCUGAAGCAGCCCUAAGUGAUAAGCCUGCAUGGAGUUUAUCCCCUCCCGAGAGGCCCGGCACAGGUAACGAUGACUCUGACAUUGACAUCCAGGAAGACGAGGAAUCUGACAGUGAAUUGGAGGAGAGGCGGCUGUCCAAGCCGAGGACGGCCAUGGAGGUGCUCAUGCAAGAAAGACCCAGCAAACGCAUCGUGGGCACAAUGCAGGGUGGAGACUCUGAUGACGAUAUGGAAGCAGCACCAGCUCUCUUAGGUAAAUGCAAGACUUCCAGCUCCAAGAAGCAGGAGGACUCCGAGGACAGUGAGAUUGACAUGGAGGGUGAUGAAGAAGACGACGAUUUGGAAGAUGAGAGCGUUGCUCUCUCGCCAGCUAAGCCCAGUCGCAGGGUCCGAAAGCCUGAGCCCCUGGAUGAGAGCGACAAUGACUUCUGACCCUCUUGCUCAAGGGACCGGAGUGAUUGAAUCCCUCAGAUCUAUAGGUAAAGGGGAAGUUGGAAGGUUAGGAAGGAGACCUAUUUUGUUUGCUAAACCAGCUGGACUCGUUCAUGAAGCCCCACCUAGUUGUUCUUUAGCUGCCUCGGUGUUACUGCAGAGGCCUUCAACGAGAACUGAAGCAAGCCCCAAAGAGGAUGUGUUUUUUUGCCUUAUUUAUCUCCUGAAAUUUGGGAAACCCAUGUGUUCCUAGAGCUGUGCGUGCGCGAGACGUGCAGAGGUUCGACGAGAAACAAGGUUCGGCACUGUCAGGUCUUGGCUGUCGUUGUUGUGAUGUGUUUCCUCUCCGCAUCGGGGGUGGGGGGGGGGGGGGGACGGACGUGGGGCUGGGCACCAGGACUCAGUUUAGGAAUUGUGGGGGAGUGUCUGAGUCCUCAUCUGUACAGUUGUGGACAUUUACUGUACAUUGGCUUUUUAUUCUAGCUUUUAUUUCGUUGUCUUAUUUUCUUGCUUCUCUAUGUUCACAAUACCGAGCUUGCAAUGUAUUUUACUAAAAUGUUCUGAAUGAGAGUUAGCUAAGUUAGAUGAAAACCCACUUUGCUUAAAGAUCACAUAACAGAGAGAUGCUCCGAAAUAGAAAAGCUCCAUUUUCUCUCAGAAGGUUGACAUUCCUGCUUAGGAAACCAGAUUAAAGAAGUGUUAGUACAGGUGACUUGUGUUUCUGACUCUAAAGAUGAACCAGAAUGCAUCCGGUUGAGUAGCACUAGAAUAAUCACCCUGAUGUGAAAUGAGGAGUGACAGGUGCAGUUGUUUUGUUUUUCUGAUGUGGAAAACACAGAGCAGUUUUCAUUUAUUUUUCAGUUAUAAAGUCAGAAGACUUCUGAAGUUACUUAACUCGUAAUAAAUGUAUUUAAUUCUGUAUUUAAUGUAUUUAAUUCUGUAUUUUUAUAUCAUUAAAUAAAUUUUCUUGAAAGUA